Scleropages formosus (Asian bonytongue) is the source of this 6065-nucleotide messenger RNA. Its product is annotated as synaptotagmin-11-like. The transcript has 4 exons. Lineage: Eukaryota; Metazoa; Chordata; Actinopteri; Osteoglossiformes; Osteoglossidae. Gene Ontology annotation, molecular function: phosphatidylserine binding; calcium-dependent phospholipid binding; calcium ion binding. Gene Ontology annotation, cellular component: plasma membrane; axon; exocytic vesicle. Gene Ontology annotation, biological process: calcium ion-regulated exocytosis of neurotransmitter; vesicle fusion. The coding region runs from base 354 to 1727 and encodes 457 amino acids. The record is from RefSeq and is a predicted model, not a curated record.
UCCGGUUUACAAAACCGCUCACGACCCCAUCCUGUAUAAAUUUUCACAACAUCAGUGGGUGGAGCUUAAGCCUUGCUGUCGGGGUCCUCGCGGGUACCAGUCUCGCGCUGCGGCCGCAUCCCAGAUUGAGCGCGUCACGGGGCUCGAGCCGGAGGGAGCGCAAGCGCGAGCGCAUCCUCGAGGAACGCAGCACAGACAGGACAGCGGAGCCGCGGGAGACCCGUCGUAAACAACCGUACUGUCUCAGUGCCGCUAACGAAAGAUUUCCUUCGUGAAGAUGAAAUAAGGACGUUUCGCUUUGAUUCAUUGCCAUUUUUCUUUUCGGACGACAGAGCAGAAUUCCUAACCUCAAAAUGGCUGAGAUAACCGAUAUAAGACCGACUUACGAAGUCUCUCCGGUGCUGGCAGGAUUCAUCGGUGCUGGGGUACUGGUGGUUGUGGUGGUGGUGGCCAUCUUCCUGUGGACCUGCUGCCAGCGCCGUUACCGGCAGCUGACGGGCAAUUAUAAACUACAUGGUGACUCUCCCGCAGACCCACCCUACAAGUUCAUCCACAUGCUCAAGGGCAUCAGCAUUUACCCUGAGACACUCAGUAACAGCAAGAAGAUAGUGCGGGUGGCGAGGCGGCCGGGGGGCCGGGCAGAGCGCGACAGGGAGUUGGGUCGCCCCUGCAACAGUGGUAGGGGCAAUGUCCUCAAGGUGGAUGUUGCUGAGAAUGGCUUGCCUGAUGCCCCUCCCCUGCAGAUGAACCAUCUUGCUCCCACUGGGCAGCCAAGGCUGGAGUGUGAAUUACCCAUCCGAGCAGACUACUGCUGUCUGGAUAGCAGUUCGGCGAGCAGCAGCGAAGCCAGCAGCGUUGCUGCCAGCAAGACAGCCACUCCAUUCACUCCUGCAGAAGAGCCCAAGCUGGGCACACUUAGCCUGGCAGUGGACUACAACUUUCCCAAGAAGGCACUGGUGGUGACCAUCCAGGAGGCGCGGGGCCUGCCAGUAGUGGAUGAGCAGUCAGGUACCUCCGACCCCUAUGUGAAGAUGACUAUCCUGCCUGAAAAGAAGCAUCGUGUUAAGACUCGUGUGCUACGCAAGACCCUGGAGCCUGUUUUUGAUGAGACAUUCACCUUCUACGGCAUGCCCUAUAGCAGCCUGCCAGAGUUGGUUCUGCAUUUCUUGGUACUCAGCUUUGACCGCUUCUCUCGUGACGAUGUCAUCGGUGAGGUUGUGGUGCCCCUGGCAGGUGUGGAUCCCAGCACAGGGCGUGUGCUGUUAACCCAACAGAUUUGCAAAAGGAACAUACAGUGCGUGAGCCGUGGGGAGCUGCUUGUUUCGCUGUCCUACCAACCAGUGACCCACAGGCUAAGUGUGGUAGUGCUAAAGGCCAAACAGCUGCCCAAGAUGGACAUCACAGGCCUGUCUGGCAACCCUUACGUGAAGGUAAAUGUGUUCUACGGCCGUAAGCGCAUUGCUAAGAAGAAGACGCACGUGAAGAAGUGCACACUCAACCCAAUAUUCAACGAAUCUUUCAUUUAUGAUGUGCCUGCCGAGCUGCUAGUUGAUAUCUCGGUCGAAUUCCUGGUCGUCGACUUUGACCGCACCACCAAAAAUGAGGUGGUGGGUCGGCUGGUGUUGGGCUCGCAUAGUCCCUGCCCCUCAGGUGCCCUUCACUGGCGGGAGGUCUGUGAAAACCCCCGCAGGCAGAUCACCAAGUGGCACAGCCUCAGCGAGUACUAGCCCUGCACGUCACAUAAGCCCACACAUGCACACAGAAGUCAGAUAGUAAGCGUGGCUUUUAGAGACACAAGUGUCUUUUUCCUCACAUUGUGCUUGUAAAAAACACAAACAUGCAAAACCCUAAGGGGACUUGUACAGUGUACUCUUUUUGUUUGUGGCAUUAGUAAUAACAGUGUGGAUAAAAUAAAGGAAUUCUGAGAAUUACAUUCAAGGUAAACAAACACAGAGAAAUAUUAUUGCAAAUUAAUGACGAAAACGAUAAGCUGACUGAAUAGUCAAACAACAAAAUAAAAGAAAUAUGUAUCAGUCUUUUGUGAACUUUUUAUUGUUCCAUUUGGGGUUAUGUAUCAGCAAUAGGUUGGAAAGACACAGCCCCAAACAAGAAUAAUAUCGAAAGAACUGUGACAUGUCGGAUUCCACAUCCCUUCCCUGCCUUCUUUCUCCCCUUCCUUAGGAUGUGUGUUGGUGGUAUAUACAUUAAAUCUAUUGCAUGACUUAACAUUUUAAGGAAACAGAGACACAAGAAAGUGCAUAUAACUGGAACUAAAGCUAAGUGCCCAUGUUUACCAUUUUACAGGAAGGUUAUUCCUUACUAUCACAAUAAUACAAUCAGGAAGGCAAAUUGCAGAUUAAGACUUGGGAGAUGGCAAUAUCUACAUCUCUAAUUGGGAAAAAAAAUGCUGCAGCAUCAGUGUUCACCUCAUUGAACCUACAUAUUCUUUAAUUUAUUACCCAAAUUAAACAUUGAAAUUGCAAAUUUAAUACUGUGUUUUAUAACACACAAAGACUGAGAUUCAGUAUGGAUGUUUUGCAGUUAAAGUUUGAAGUUUUCUUAUUUCUGCCUCACUGAUUUUAAGGUGAACAUAUUUCUGCUGAAAAACAAAUAAACUGCUUUAUAUUAUGUUCUAUAGUAAAAAAUUAAGCAUUAUAUAUUUGUAUUGAAUCAAACAUUACUAAAUUUGGGUAUAAUUUUCAUUUAUAAUCUAGGUGUUUUAUAAGAAUUUCCUCACAUCAUUAACACCUGAUUAGUCCAGAUACUUCCUGGGGUCUUCAGCCUUCUGAUCCACACCAUUGCUAUGCUGCCAAGAUCCUCAUUUUUAGACAAUGGUAUGGUCAUCUUGUUGCCAGUGGAAAAAAGGUGUGAAUUUGUCUGAGACAUAGCAAGAGUCUGUAUCAUACUCACAGAAACACGUUUGUACACUUUGACCAUGCGUCUUAAUGAUUUGUUGCAUUUUCUUUUUUUAAUCUUCAUGAAGUCUUGAAUUUUUUGAUGUUGCAGCAUUCUUCUAAAAAAUUUCUGCACCAAAGUUGCUUUGGGAAGCUCUGAACUAUUUUAGUGUUUCAGUGCUAGAAAGCAUGCAUUUGUCAAAUCCUCUAUACACUGGCCUAUGUAGUUCAACUGCAGCAUUGAGUAUAUCUAUAUAUGUAAAUUACAUGAGGACAGGAGACAUGAGUCAACUGUCAUUCAACUCAGCUUAAGAAAUCCCAUUUUCUACAUCUCAAAUGCUCUAAAAAUACAGAUUUUAAGACUGACCUCAAAUGUCCUGUCAGUCUGACCAUUCUGUUCCUCGUUCAGACAGACUGGAGCACUGCUGCCUUUGCAUUGUCAUUUUGGUUCAUGUUGGUGAUGUGUGAUAAGUAGAACAAAAUCAGUAGUGGUUGCUUGAAGGCAUAUCACAGAGGCACUAAAAUAUUCAUUCAAACAAAAAAGGUAUGAUUUUUCAAAGCCUUUCCAAGUAAAUUUGGUGCACUUACAGUACCUCAUAUCUUUUAGUCUGUACCAUCCUACAGUACAGAACUGUGGCAAGAACAUAAGGCACUAUAAAAUGAGAAUAUUUAUACAGAACAUUAAAGAGAAUUAUUGCGGUGAAAUGCCUUGGCAUUUUUAGGUAUUAAAUACUUGCUAGAAAAAAGAUAUUGCCAGUGGAAGAUUUGUAAUAUUUUAUAUUUUAUUUGAAAAAUAUUUUAUGUUGUGCUGCCAUUUUGUUUCACAGGAGUGCUUCGGUUACAUUUUAACACGUGUUUCCCAUUCACUGUUCCACACAGAGUAUUUUAUCUAUUUUACUCCUUUUGUACAUACUUGUAAUAUAGGAUGUUAAAAUCUUGGUAUUGUUUUUUCUAAAAAAGAUCAAAUGUAUAUCAAAUGUGAAGAGCAAUUUAGUAGUGUGGAAAACGAGACUUUUCUUGUAGCAUUUGCAUAUAGAAAUGUUUUUUUAGCAUAUUUAUUAAUGAACAUGUCAGAAACCUCCCUUUAAUUAAACUGGGAGAACUUGAGUUAAAAAGAAACACGCUAACCUAAAAUAAAUUUCAUGGCUGGGAGAAACGUAAUUCAGUUACAAUGCAUCUGUUUGUUCUGCACAUUUUGUAAAACAUUAUACAUUUGCAGCUGCUGCAAAAACACCCAGUAAGUACAGAAUAGUAAAUUACAUCAGUUGUAAACCCAGUCUUAAAAUUUAGCUUAAUAAGUCAAUUAAUCCAGUGUUUAAUUUGGAAAAAAAAUACAGAAUGAUUUUGAUGCAAUGUCAUACCAUACUGAAAUAAUGCCUGGCAAGUGACUGGGAAGAAAGCAGUGCGGUUUUCAGUUCAGUGUCUUCAGUGUAAAUUUUUGUGAAAAGAUUCAUGUCUCCUUUAGACUGCUCGUCUUCACUGUAUAUAGAUAUAUAAGCAUAUAUAAAUAUAUAGGAAGCUAAAUUGCUCUCAGUUUGAUGAGCGUUCACACUGUUACUCCAAUACAGCUCUCCCACGGCACACACGAGCAGAAGUUAUUCUUCCAAAAGAGCUCCUACCGUGACCCAGUGUGUUUGUGAUAUGAAGUCAUUUGACAAAUAUUUUCAGUUUUAGUUUAUGUUGGUUCAAAAGGAAAAGUCUUAUUUCCAGUGAUUGCUAAAGCAAAGGCAGGUGUCACAGAAAUGCAAAUUGUUAGGCAUUUUAUAAGGACAGUUUAAACAUUGUUCUUAACCAUGUAGGGCACCUAGAUGACAGCAACCAGGGAAGAUGGUAUUAAGCAGACUGUACAUUAAAGGUACAAACUUACCUUAUGGUUUUAAAUUGAAAAUCCAUGAAUAUAUUGUGGCUUUUAGACAGAGGUCCCCUUUUGGUUGCAGCGAGGGAGAUCUAAUAAAAAGAUAAUAAAAAGAUCUGAGGUCUGGCGGGGUUUGUGUACCAGAUGGGAAAGGCACAGGUGGGCAACUCUCAUGGCUCUGCUGACACUGGCCGCCCCUUGUUUUUCUUCACUGAGCCAGUCUGUUUCUCCUGUCUGUGUGUCUCUCUUUUCCCUGGCUUUCUCUCCUUUUCCAACCUACUCUUUAUAUCAUGGUGAUCUUUGUCUAAACUAUCAUUUUUUCUCAUAUUAAUGCUGUUCUUUCCGACCCAUUAUUCACCUACUUUGAAGACAGGCGAAGGACAUGGCACUGUAUCUCCUAUUUUUCAGAGGAAGAGAUGGCUCUUUUGAAUGCAGUACACUCUGUCUGCAGACUUUGCCUUGUACCUUUACUGCCACCUAGUCUUUUGAAAUAAGUACUUGAACUUGAUAAGGAAACAAAAAGUUUUUACACAUGAAGUCAACAAAUUAUCCAGGCAGCCAGUGACCAAUUUACUGGCUGCAAUUGAUUUUCCUUUACGUUGUAUGAUAUUAAACCAUAAUCCCAAAACCCAAUAGUCAGCAAAUCUUUGGUUAUUUUUAACCCUUUUUGUCAUCUAUGUCAGUGUAUGUUCUACUCCAGUUUAUAUUCUGUUCACAUUUUCAUUUUAUGUGUAGUAUCCUGUACAGAUUGUCAAACAUGGCUUGAGCGCAAAGAAAGGGUCAUUUUCUGUGCAAACUAUGAGUGCAGGUCCCUGAUAAACUAUUGGCCACCCCUCAGAUUUUUUUCCCUGGAGAAAAUGUUGAGAAAAAUAUUUAUAUGUUGUAAAAAUGCUAUAUACAAAGAUUAUUUAUUAUUAUUAUUAUUAUUUAUUUCAUGGCAGCACUCUCUUGUGUGUGAUCUGUUGCCUUUCUGCUGCUCUUUCGUUAAACUUGGGUUUAUUCCCCACCAAUUUCCCUCCUCUCAACUCUUCACUCUCCUUCUCAAGUGCUCUCUGGUCUCACUUCAACCGUCUGCUCUUUCACACCACUGAACUGGGGGCAUAGAUUAUAAACAUGCUUACAUGAGCUGCAAUAAUAGUUCCAACUAACAAACACCAAACAGAUUUUAGAGAGCUUUUAUGUCGACAUACGUGGGGUAAACCAAGUAACCUGAAUUGUGUUUAAACUGCAUAAUGCCAUGAUAAAUAUGUUACACUAAUGCUAACUUGUAUGUUGAAUUUGUUAACACACAUUGACUGUGCAAAUAAAAUCUGAUA